Messenger RNA from Aspergillus luchuensis, 1521 nucleotides. RefSeq names its product cytochrome P450. The record is from RefSeq and is a predicted model, not a curated record. Bases 1 to 1521 code for a protein of 506 amino acids. Gene Ontology annotation, molecular function: iron ion binding; heme binding; monooxygenase activity. The transcript has a single exon. NCBI's taxonomy places the organism in Eukaryota, Fungi, Ascomycota, Eurotiomycetes, Eurotiales, Aspergillaceae.
AUGCCUACUGUUCUGGCUCUUAUCGGGAUAUCUUACCUCGCAUACACCAUUUGUGCUGCCAUCUGGAACAUCUACUUACAUCCGCUCCGUCGGAUCCCCGGACCAAAGCUAUGGCUGGCUUUUCCCAUCUUGCGCUACAUCUCAAACAUGAGAGGAGUACUAGAUAGGGACAUGCGAGCACUCCACAAGAGGUACGGUGGGGUCGUCCGCUUCACCCCGAAUGAGGUUUCCUUCAUCACCACCCAGGCAUGGAAAGACAUUUAUGGCCACGGACAUCGGCAGUUGCCCAAGGUAUCAGGGUCAGCGAGCAAUCCUAAGGACAUUAUCAGUGCAAAUGACUCCGAUCAUACUCGAUUCCGCAAGGCGAUAUCCCAUGCUUUCUCUGCUAAGGGCCUUCAAGCCCAAGAACCGUUCAUCAUGGAUUACGUCGACAAGCUUAUCAAUAAGCUGCACGGCAUGGCUGAGUCACAAGUAGCCGUGGAUAUGGCGAAGUGGUACAACCUUACCACAUUCGACCUGAUUGGAGACCUCGCGUUUGGACAAUCAUUCGGUGGACUGGACUCAACAGAGUACCACUAUUGGGUAUCGACUAUCUUUGAGUUCAUUAAGGCCAUAGCAUUCGCUAAGUUCAAGGAUGAUUAUCCCAUGGUAUUUAACGCCCUGAAGCGCUUCCUACCAAAACACCUCCUGGAGGCGAAAAGAAGACAGGAUGAAUAUAGCUGGAAUACAGUACAGACACGGUUGCACGAUCAGACAGACCGUGGCCAAGCGGACUUCAUGCAGUCCAUGCUUCGUCACCGCGGCGACAAAGACGGGCUGACUGAUGAGGAACUUGCAGCCAAUGCAAGCAUCCUUGUCAUUGCUGGCAGUGAGACCACAGCAACACUUUUGUCGGGGCUGACGUACUGGUUGCUACGACACCCUAAGGAAAUGGAAAAAGUCAAGUUCGAAGUGCGAUCUGUCAUGAAGACUGAGGAAGAUAUCACCGUCAACAAUGCUACAGCUAAGCUUCCGUACAUGUUGGCAUGUAUAGAUGAGGCAUUUCGCAUGUACCCACCUGUUGCGGGCCAUUUGCAGCGAUACAUACCAGACCAGCCUACUGAGAUUUCGGGAUAUCUCCUCCCCAAAAAGGCAAGUCCCACUCAGAAUAGUGAAAUAACCAAUGCUAAUACCUUUCAGACCAGAGUAUCUGUUCAUCAGUCUGCUGCAUACCGGUCGCCUCUUAAUUUCUAUAAACCCGAAGAAUUUAUUCCCGAACGUUGGUUGCCUGAAUCGAAGAAUGAUCCUUCGUCGCCGUUCUAUCGUGAUAAUCGGGAGAUUUUGCAGCCAUUCUCAGUUGGUCCCCGGAAUUGUAUAGGUCGAAACUUGGCUUAUGCAGAAAUGCGUGUGAUUUUUGCCAGAGUACUAUGGAACUUUGACAUCGAAUUGUGUGAGGAGAGUCGGGAAUGGCAUAAUCAGAAGUCAUACAACCUGUGGGCGAAACCUCCACUUAUGUGCAAGCUCAAGGCUAGGGUUCAUUGA